Molecule: messenger RNA, 1035 nt
Organism: Columba livia (rock pigeon)
Lineage: Eukaryota; Metazoa; Chordata; Aves; Columbiformes; Columbidae
Gene: IAPP
Product: islet amyloid polypeptide
Exons: 4
Coding region: 359-721 (120 amino acids)
Cellular component (GO): extracellular region
Molecular function (GO): hormone activity
Source: RefSeq, a predicted model, not a curated record
CUGUUCUGAUGUGCAAUAUGCUAUUACAGCAUCUUCACGAUGGCAUCCUGAAUAUACCAGGUUAAUAUUUACCGAUGUGCUAAUGUAAUAGUGACCUAUCUGCCUCUGCUCCUCUCUGGGGUACUUUCUAUCUAUAGGGAUGGGAAUUAAUGACAGUCUCUGUGCGCUGCCUGAUGUCAGAGCUGAGAAAGGUGUGAAGGGUAUAUAAGAGCCGUAUUACUUGUCAGCAAGGAAGGGGGAAAAGGGAUACUCCAGAGCUGGAUGCAAGCGUGGAAUUGUUGCAUACACCCCUCUUGCUAACACUGGAGUGCUUCUUCAGUUAGCUACCUGACCACUGAAAGAAAGUUUGGAAGCAAAGAUGUGCAACCUAAAGCUGUCAAUUUUCUUCAUUGCACUUUCUGUCACUCUGAGCUGUUUGGAAUCUACACCUAUUGAGAAGAGACAAGGAUGGAUAUUGCCAGCAAUGUCACAGAAUACACUCUCAAGACUUAAUGAGGAAAUGCCAGAACAACCAGCAGCAAAGACAAAAAGUCACCACCUGGAGAAACGGAAAUGCAACACCGCUACAUGUGUGACACAACGCUUGGCCGACUUUUUAGUUCGUUCCAGCAACAACAUCGGAGCAAUUUAUUCACCUACAAAUGUGGGGUCCAAUACAUAUGGAAAGAGGGACACAGUUGGGCUUUUAAGCAGAGAACCCCAAAACAAUGCACAGCUUUGAAGUAUUAAAAUGAAUACUGAGCUUCAGUAAGAGCUUAGUUUUUAAUGUAUCAAUAACCUCUUGGUCAUUUAUUAUUUGUAGAGUCUUAACAGUGCCUUGUUUUCUGUGUGUAUGUGUGGGUAUGUGAUUUAUGUUCAUCUUUUCACUAUGCAUGUACAAUGACAUGCAUAGGCUAUUGUUUCAACUCCAUUAAGAGCUCCAGAAACUUGCUUGUCUAAUUCCUUUGUAAAAAAAAAAUAAAGAUAUCACAGUAAUAAAUGGAAAUGUAAUUGCAACAGGGUUUUUUAUUGUUAUUAAAAGGUUGAAAAAGAUAA